Molecule: messenger RNA, 2652 nt
Organism: Camponotus floridanus (Florida carpenter ant)
Lineage: Eukaryota; Metazoa; Arthropoda; Insecta; Hymenoptera; Formicidae
Product: 4-coumarate--CoA ligase 1
Exons: 7
Coding region: 303-1916 (537 amino acids)
Biological process (GO): long-chain fatty acid metabolic process; fatty-acyl-CoA biosynthetic process
Molecular function (GO): long-chain fatty acid-CoA ligase activity
Source: RefSeq, a predicted model, not a curated record
CUGCGUUAAUCUGAUGCAACGAGUCGGAUCGAACGGUCAGAAUUGGUCGGUUGUGUCAAAUUUGAUUGCUAACUUAUUGUUAGUUAUUAAAUAUACAUAUAAAUAUAAUUUACGCCUGAUAAAAUCAUUUCGAUAGUAUCAAUGCAGUUUGCAACGAAAAUAAAAGUGAGAGAGUGCUAGUGAUUCUUAGAAGAAACAAGGAAUCGACAACUGAUAAAAGAAUCCCUUUUACGAUUGUUGUUCCUUUAUUUUUAUAAUAAAAGUGCUACUUCAUAUAAGACAAAUUCUAUAUUCCUGUAAAGAUGGGAAAAAUAUUUGAGCGUCGAUUGGAACGACCAUCACCAACUAUAUCUGUAGGACAAGCCAUAUUGGAAAAACUGCGUGAAAAUGGCGAUGAGGUUUUGCUAAUAGACGGACACAAUGGUAACCAGAUGACGAAUAAGGGACUACUCGAGAAAAGUGUGAAAUUCGCGAAUUUUUUACAAAAGAACGGGAUAAAAAUUGGGGACAGAAUUGCCAUCGCAUCUGAAAAUCGAAUAGAUUGGUUGAUACCGGCUUGUGCGACUUUUUAUAUUGGUGCUAUAUUAGCAUCGUACAAUCCUUUGUACACGGAAUAUGAAUUCCAAUACCUAUUAAACAUCGCAAAACCGCGUAUUAUUUUGGUGUCUCAACGCACCGAACGUCUUAUUGCUAAAAUCGUUCCGAAUUUAUCCUGGAAGAUAACAUUAAUAGAAUUGGAUGAUCAACCGUUUGCAACAGACAUCCGUACGUUGAAGGAUAUUUUAAAUAAUGAAGAAGCCGUAGAUUUUCUGGGAUACAAAGCUGUAGAUAUCGGUGACAACAGCAAACACCCGUUGGUUAUUUUGUGUUCGAGCGGAACUACUGGAUUGCCAAAAGGAGUAACCUUGUCUCAUAAAAAUCUAUUAGCAUUUAUAUCAAAAAUAACGCAACCUGAGUACUUAGAUAUAAGGCAUCGCGAUAGAAUCCUGCUAUUCCUACCGUUCUUUCACGGUUACGCCACAGGCAUGCUCCUGGCCUGCAUGUACACAGGCUCCAUCAUAGUCAUGAUGUCCGCUUUCGAGCAGGAACUCUUCCUGGACCUGAUACAGAAGUAUAAAAUCACUCAUCUGCCGCUUGUGCCGCCAAUCCUGAUAUUCCUGGCGAAACACCCGCUGGUGGAUAAGUACGACUUUCGCAGCGUGAGAGAACUAGUCUGUGGAGCGGCGCCGCUUGCGAUGGACGUCGCAGCCGCUGUGAAGUCUCGCAUCGGCAUAAAAUACAUUCGCAACGGCUAUGGCAUGACAGAGUUAUCGGUAGUAAGCAAUUUGUGCGGACGUGAAGAUGAAGAUGAGUCGUUUGAGAAUGCGGCAACCGGAGUAUCCUUGCCCGGUUUCCUUAGCAAAGUAGUCGAUCUCGAGACGCAAGAGACGCUGGACGUUGGUCAGGUGGGCGAGAUCUGCUACAUGGGAGAGCAAUUGAUGAUGGGUUACUGGAACAAUUCAGAGGCCACUAGGCAGACCAUCGACCAUGACGGAUGGCUGCACACCGGGGACGUCGGCUACUUCGACGACAAGGGCAAUCUGCGCGUGGUCAAUCGUAUCAAAGAGCUGAUCAAGUACAAAGGCUAUCAGGUCUCGCCGACAGAGAUAGAGACGGUCUUACUGUCGCAUCCUGCAGUGAAGGACACCGCGGUCAUAGGAAGACCUGAUGAACGCAGUGGUGAGAUUCCUAUGGCUUUCAUAGUAAGGCAACCCGGCACUACGAUUACCGUACAGGAUCUCCAGGAUUUUGUCAAACAGAAAUUGUCGCCGCAAAAAUGGUUACGUGGCGGAGUGCAAUUUAUCGAUGCCAUACCCAAGAAUCCUUCCGGCAAGAUUUUACGCCGCGAACUUCAAGCAAUGAUCCCUAAACUUUAAUAAUACAAAUUUAAUUGCUAGUUUCGAUAAAUUAUCGAUAAAUAUAAAUAUUAAAAUAUAAAUCGAUAAAUAUAAAUAUUAAAAUAUAAAUCUUCCUGCAGGCUGGUAUAAUUACAAUUAUGUAGAAAAAUACAUAUUUUUAAUACUGUUUAAAAUCGUUUAUCGCUUCGAAAGUUAUUUUAUGUAUUUUAUGCUAAACAAAUAGAUGUUUCAUUGCAAAUAGAAAUGAUUAAACGUGUGGAUGUUUCUCUGGAAAACAAAUUUAUUCUAUAUAGUAUGCUGUCACGUCGAGUAAUUUAUAAAUGAACUGUUGACCAACUAAUGUGCGGCCACUCAAAUAAAUACGAACGUACGUUGGCCCAGUUUCUCUCUCAUAUAUAUAUUGAAACAGCACAGCGAGAGGGUGCUUUCGAGUUAUUACGCGAUAUCACUUUUACCCCAACCUACGGUGCUACGAAAAUAAGUGAAGAAACCUGUUGCGUUACAUACGUCAAGUAAGCGACGAACAACGCGCGCUCUCGUACUUCAUCAAUAUCCAACUUCUUUCCCGCUUUACGACGAUACACAGUCGAACUUUUUAUCGAUCUUCAUGUAUUUCUCAUGGAAUUUCUGUAAUAAGAAAAAUAUCUAUAACAGAGUUAAACUUUCUGAGUGAACGACAAAAAUUGUAAUGACUCACGAUGAUCGAUUCAAGCCCUAAAAUCUUCAUGUGGCAUUAAAUUAUCGGAAGCAUCAA